Miscanthus lutarioriparius is the source of this 1134-nucleotide messenger RNA. NCBI's taxonomy places the organism in Eukaryota, Viridiplantae, Streptophyta, Magnoliopsida, Poales, Poaceae. The record is from the annotation of a GenBank genome assembly.
AUGGACCGCCUCGUCGCCUUCUCCCGCCGCCGCCGCCGCUGGAUCCUCCUCGCCGCGGCCGGCGCGGCGGCGGCGGCGGCCGUUGGCGCGUACAAGAUCUACCACCACCCGGCCGUCGCGGAGCGGCGCCGCCGCCUCGUGCGCCUCGCCGCCGCCAUCGCGGCCUUCGCUGACGCCGCCGCGUCGUCCGCCGACAGCGCGGCGCUGGUGGCCUCCGAUCUGGCCGACUUCGUCCGGUCCGACGCGGACGAGGUCCCCCGCAGCGUCAAGCAGCUGGCCAAGCUCGCUGCCUCCCCUGAGGUCUCCGCCACCGUCUCCACCCUGUCCGAGGCGGUGACCUCCGGGAUGCUUCGCGGCGCGGGAUCCUCUAGCUCCGGGCCCGGAUCCGGCGGUACCGUGGCCCUCUCCGAUCGUCUCGUAGACAAGCUCUUCUCCGACUCAGGCGAGCGCCUCGCGGCCGCGGUUGCCGGGAGCUUCGCCCGCCAUCUCGUGCUCGCCUUUUACGCCGCUCCUUCACCUCAGGGGGAGGCGUCCUCCUCCCCGACGAUGUGGGUCAACGUGGUUGCGACUGGAAAGUGCCGGAAGGCGAUAAGCAACUGGGUUGAGGUCUUUGUGGGCACCGCUGUGAGGGAGUUCAUUGACAAGACCAUCCACAUCAACACCUACGAGCAGCUCUUCGAAGGCCUCACCAAUCCGAAACAUGAUGCCAAGGUCAAGGAAUUGCUUGUUUCAGUGUGCAAUGGUGCGGUUGAGACUUUGGUGAAGACCACUCACCAUGCCCUGUACACUACUAAUGGCAAAUUGGAUGCAAAUGGUAGUGGCAGUGGUAAUGGCAAUGGCAAUGGAGUUGGGGAAGGGUGGGUGGAGACGGUGUCAAGCACAUUGGCAGUUCCUAGCAACAGGAAGUUUGUGCUUGAUGUUACAGGGAGGGUCACAUUUGAGACAGUGAGGUCAUUUCUGGAGUUUGUUCUUUGGAAGCUGCAGGAUGGGGCAAGGAAGGGCAGUGACUCUGUUGUUGACAGUGGGCUGCGCGUCUUGAGGUAUAUGAGCGAUAAGUCCAUGGUUAUCGCUACGAUCUGCAUUACAUUGUGCUUGCAUGUGUUGAAUGGGACUAGGCUCUUGGUAACAGCUUGA